Messenger RNA from Theobroma cacao (cacao), 3014 nucleotides. RefSeq names its product asynaptic protein (gene ASY3). The record is from RefSeq and is a predicted model, not a curated record. Gene Ontology annotation, biological process: meiotic cell cycle. Lineage: Eukaryota; Viridiplantae; Streptophyta; Magnoliopsida; Malvales; Malvaceae.
CGCCUCUUUUCCCCAUUCGCAAAACUCACCUGAAAAUUCACCACCCUCUCUUCUUUUUUUGUUUCUUUCAUUAUUACUCUACAAUCUUUCUCUUCACUUCACCUUACUUCUCCCAAUUUGUUUCGUUCAAAAUCCCCAAGAAUAAUCGAAAACCUAUCGAUCUUCAAGUAUUAACGCGAGAUCGUCCAGAUCAAAUGAGUGACUGUCGAAGUUUUGGCAGCAAUUAUCAUCCAUCCAGCCAAUCUAGAAAGAUAUCAAUAGGAGUCACUGUAGACUCCUUAGCUAAGAGAAAAACUGGAACCACCAAGGAAAAUGAGGGUAAACUGCCGAACACAGAAAGAAGCAAACCUAGCACUGGAAUUUCCACUGAGGGAAAAACCAAAGGGGAAGCUGUCAAAACUGCCAAGGGGAGGCAAACUGAAGAUGCUGAGCAGGUUAAAUCUCCAUGGAUUACUCCUAGAUCCUUUCAUAAAAAAUCUCUUGCUCCAGAGACUAUCUUUUUCCCAGAAGAAACUUCUAACUCUAGACAGAAGAAACUUAAUGCAAUGAAGGAUGUGGCAUUAACACAUUCAGUUCAGUUUUUUUCAAACCAAACCUUGAGUCCACAGAAUGUUGGUUGCAACCAGAAUAAGCAUGAUGGUCUCACCUACAAAAGGAAAGGAGGGAAGGAUGGCAACUCACAGACAGUUGAGGAUUUCAAUUUUUCAAAUGCACAUAGAGAAUUUCUUGAGUCAGAUAAAGUGGUGUUAGAGGACAAAGCAGAUAAAAGACAAAACGUUCAAACUGAAGCUUUGAAAAUCAAGCUGCAGGAGUUAUUGGGAACUGUUUCUUCACCAAAAAGUCAGCAAUCUAGCUCACAGUCUCAUGAGUUCAAUGCCAAUAAUUUAAGACCAGAGAUAAUCACUAAUAAUAUGGGAGACACAGUUGCAAAGCCCAGACAAAAUUCAGAUACUAUAGAAACUGAUUCAGACAAUCCUGAUAACACUAUUAAGAGGCCAGUAACCCGUUCUUUGACUCGAAAAAGAGCUGCAGCCAAAGUGCAACCAGACAAAACUAAAGUUGGUUUAUCCUCCAAUCAGAAACGUCGAGAAAGCAUCUUCUCUUUUGGAGAAGGAAGGCCUAUGAAGCUAGGUGGUUCUGCCAAUGGUGGCUCAUCCUUGUCCAGGAAAAUGAAAAUUCAGAAGAAAAGUUCUAAAAUUGAUCCACGUAGAAUCUGUUUUCCUGAAGAGGAUAAUGCAGAUGAGAUUCAACAAACAACUUAUAGGAGUGAAACUUCAGUGCCUGCAGAGAAGACUUCUUUACUUGGUAAUAAUAUUGAAAGCUUUCCUGGCUCCUUCAAUGAGAAAAGUAGAGAAAACUUUGAAAAGGUUCAAGACAAGGAUUCUGUGUAUUCUCCAGUGAUCAACAAGACAAACCAGCAGGUUAAUUUUGACAAUCCAAUAUCACCAGAAAAAGGGGAAAAACAAGAAGAUUUAGCUAAUAUAUCUUUGAGGAAUGUUGUGCAUACACAACAUGAUUUCCAAAGUCCUACUUUUGAAUGCAGAACACCUACUUUAAAUACUUCUCCGAGCCCAACACCAAAAACUGUGGAUAUAGAGCAAGGUGAUUGCAGUUUUGUACCGUUAGAGAGAGGAUUUAUCAUAGGAAAUAUCAGGAGCUUCAGGACUUUCCAAUGUUCAAAACCAGUUUGUAAUAAAUUCAUUGCACAAUCUCAGUCACCUGAUGAUGCAGAGAAGCAUAUCAAUUCAUCACUUCGGAAUCCAAUGCCUAUUAAGGAAAACAUUGAUGCAGUAAAUGAGCAUUCUGAACCAUCAUCAGAGGAGAGGUGGUCAGAGAGCUUUGAAGAAGGAUCGCCCAUUAUUAAAAGAUAUGACUGUCACAGAGAAAAUAUAAUCUCACCAGAGACAGUUAUUGCUGAGAAACCAAAUUUGGUGCAUUGUCCAAUCAAAAGACUUCAAAACCAUGAAGAUGUCGGACUUAGUGAAUUCAGUCCCACCUCACCCUCUCAAAAAGAAGGGGUUGGGGAUGGAGAAAGUUAUUGGUUCCAGGAACCCUCAGAACAGGACCAAGAAGAUGAACUGACAAGGGCUGUUACAUUGUUUGCUUUGGCUUUAGAAACUUUUAAACAGAAAAUGGAUUCAGCAACUAGAAAGAAGUCCUCUGAGAUUUUGAUGUCCAUUUCUGAGGAGAUUAAGUCGUUGCUGCUGAAUGCUGAGUCUCAGAUUGAAUCUGAUAUAUGGAAGCUGACUAGUCUCAGUAAAACAAAAAGGAAACGCCUGGAAACAAGAUUUCAAGAGAAACAAGAACAAUUGAAGCUGAUACUUGAAAAGUUCAUGGAGGAUAUACAUCACCAUCUUUUGGACUGCAGAAGUACCCUUGAAGGGAUGGAAACUCACCAAAUUGAGUUGAAGGGAAUCAUGAAGAAACAAAAAGCAUCACACCAGAAGCUUCUCGUGCAUGUGGAAGAGGCAGUUGAAAACCAAAUUAAUAAUGCUGAAAGAAGAAUCACAGCUGUCCACGAGUCGGCAAGGGAAAAGAUGCUCCAGCUAAAACAUGUAAUAGCUGAGUGCUUGAAAGACAGUAUAUCCUAGCAUGACAGAGGCCUGAAGAUCACUUUGUAAGUUUUGUAUGUCCUAACAUUUUCCUAAUACCUUAUUCUACUUAGCCAUUGAUUAUUCAUCUCUCAAUAUGUCCAAGAGAACCCUAUAGGUAACAGUGGAGACAUCAGAUAUUCUUUGAGUGGCCUGUAACUUGAGUUCUUGAUGCCCACGGUACUUCGAGUAGUAUGAUUGGAUUUAGACAAAUAUGUAGAGAAUUUUGGACAAUAGUGAAUUAGAUUUAUGGCCCGCAAGUAUUUUAAAGUGAUUCUGAUAUGUAAUUGCAUUGUAUCUGUAGUAACUCUUUGUUGUCUAAUACAUGUGAGCCGAGAUGAUGCCACUUGUAUUUUCUGAAGAUUUGGUCGGUUUUAUUCUACAUCACCGUAAAUGGAGGAAAAUGAUAGUACUAUUUUCUUU